CCCGACGUGUAUAUAUGUACGGUAAUAUAAUCUGUUUAUUGGAUAGUUCCUCGAAUGGUGGCUUUGAAUGUAUUUAUCAAAGCAAAAAGAUUAUAUGCAUUCAGCAUAAUUCAAUAGAUUGUUUACAGAUCGGCUUACUACAAAAUGUUAGAACGUAGAGCCCGUAGUUAAGACCUCUAUUGAUAUACAGUGUUGACAACAUGGGCUUAUACAUCGAUCGGCUACCUGGACUUGUACGUUGAACAAAAUGAACAAAAUGGUGUCAUAAAAUCGAUUCAAUGAAAAUAGUGCUAACCAGGGGAAAAUGUGUUGAUCACGAUGAAUAUUAAAUACUGGAGAGUAACAACGCUGUGCUGAACGAAUCAAAAAGAUAAAAAAAAACAUACGUAUACUCCGUCACUGUAUGGAUUAAGAUAUAAAAAAAAUAUUCCUCAAUCAAGACGGUAGAAUAUAAACAAGGACUGGCUGCUACUACCAGUAAACCAUAAUUGAGGAAUAAGAACAAUCGAACCACUGACACUUUAAAUUCAUGGUCAAUCAAAAGAUUUAUUCAGGAAGUUUAACGUGAUCAUUGUAGACCGUUAGAGCAAGAUGGCGUUGAUGAUGACCCCUAGCCCGAGUUACGGGCAGACAGGGAGACAAGGUCAGUUCAAGAUGUACCAGCACAGGAAGUCUAGGGUAGCCUCAACUUCUCCAGAUAAACUGGUAUCCAUUCUGAAAUCCCCGACAGGAAAUGAUGUCAAGGUGACGUCAAUUAGUAUCAAUGAUAUUUAUGGUUUAGCAGAACGAGAACGUUUAAAAUCUCGUGAGAGUUACACGAGAGAUAGACGAUAUAGAGAUAAUAUUACUUCAAGAUCUUUACCUAAUAGUUACGGAGGUACAAAUCGUCCACAUACAGAGCCAGUUGGGAGUAUUGUUCCCUUUGUACGAAACUCCGAAACCACGGCCAACUCUGAGACUCAUAUCAUGAGCGUUCCUUCUCGAUCUCGAAUGUGCAUCCGAGCUGAGAGCACUAUAAAUCCGAGUACUUCAACGGCAAUCAACGCUCUGUCUAGACAAUGCUGUGAUGUUCUAGGUCCUCAUAUUUGCCACAAAUGCUCAAAGAUCAACGAACGCUACAAGGAUACCGUAAAAUGUGAUGAGGCGUUUCCGAGUCUCAGAGUAUCUGCUGAGAAUUUCCAGACGUCUGUUUUGCUAAAUAAACACUUGCCAGAUAUGACUACUUAUCAGAUACAAAACAAAGUUGCUAGAGGAGAAAUUUGUCGAGUGAACUUUCGAGAAAAGUCCUCCACUCUUUUGGAAAGUAAAAGACGGCAGAAUAAUGAAUACGUACACCCUGAAAUUUUACAAACUAAACGCAGACCAAAAACGUUGACAUCAGAUGGGUCUACAUGGACAUAUUUUAGAAGCAUUCGUGAUCUGAACAGUAGAAUGAUAGAUGGCAAAGUGCCUAAAAAACUCCCAAAAACAAAAUUAGCAAUGCCCGAUGAUAUCAUGCCCAAGGAUUCUGGAGAAAAAGAAGAGAAAAGUUUCAGUGAGCUACUCAUGCCGAUGUUUGUUGGCAAACGCCAACACAAACCGAUGUUAACCUCAUUUAUUCAGUACUUCGACCCUCCAUUGUUAACCGUCGCUGCCCAAAAUGCAGAACCUGCUUUCUUUGCCGGCUCUAAAGAGGCGUACAAAUUACCAGAGCGUCUUCCUGAUGAGUUAUUCACAGAGGAAGAAUUGACAAUACCUGAGCUAGGAGGUCUUGGCGAUGAUGACGAUGAGGUGGACCAUGAUAGCAACAGUCACGACAGCAAGUCCCCAACUAGCCAGCGUCCGUAUGCAUCGGAACAACUAAGCGCGACACCUAUUGAUAACGUUAGCACUUCAGCGGAUGAACAUUUAUAUGCCACUCCAGAUCUCAAACCGUUUAAUCAAAAGUACCACCAAAGUGCUGACAAAUAGUCACGAGCCAAAGGGAUUAUAACAAAAUUCAACACGUUGUAUGUUCUGUCAAAGAAAUGCAUCUCCGGCUUCCAAAUACGAAUCAUCAUCUCGUCGAUUUCCAAGCAAUAUUUAGUAGUUCCGCCGUGAACGUUUUGACGGUGUUCUAGUCCGAUAGACUUACUCUUGCUAUUCCUAAAGACUUUUUAAACUUAUUACUUACCAUAAUCACUGAUUCACAAUCCACAGAGUAUAAAUCUAGGAAGCACUGACCUUGGUACUGUGUUCAGGGAGACUACCAUUAUUUCUAUAUAGCCCUUGUCGCGGUGGCAUAUAAUAUUCACUGGUGAUCCGCUCGAUUACGCUUGUUACCGAAACAGUUUUCGUUUCGGUAACAAAAUGUCGAUUUUUCUCAUUUCCUUAUUACACGCGUUGUGUAGGCAGAAUCCUCACGGCAUUUCUCUCACAAACGUGUAUCAGUAUCAUAUGUUUUAUCAAAUGUACAUGUUUGCGAAAAGUAGCUCAGAAGACAACAGAAUCGUCGAUUUAAUUCCUCACUUUAGUUACAUAAAC
Molecule: messenger RNA, 2502 nt
Organism: Owenia fusiformis
Lineage: Eukaryota; Metazoa; Annelida; Polychaeta; Sabellida; Oweniidae
Source: the annotation of a GenBank genome assembly